Mya arenaria is the source of this 2047-nucleotide messenger RNA. RefSeq names its product prion-like-(Q/N-rich) domain-bearing protein 25. The transcript is spliced from 15 exons. NCBI's taxonomy places the organism in Eukaryota, Metazoa, Mollusca, Bivalvia, Myida, Myidae. The record is from RefSeq and is a predicted model, not a curated record. The coding region runs from base 77 to 1513 and encodes 478 amino acids.
UCUACUACUAUCCUGCAGACGACCAGUCCGCCGGAGAACAGAAAGUUGUGGUGUUAAAUCUGGUAUAGAGGAAGCCAUGACGGAUACAAGACUGCUUGGACUACUGGUUCUGUUGUGUGCUUUAGUUGGGACAUUAAACGCAGUUGCACUGAACGGUACCUGCACGAAAGACACGGAUUGUUCCUGUGAAAACCCACAAGCCACGUGCGUGAAUGCGAUGUGUAAAUGCACUUCAGGAUACACUGCAGUCAGUAGAGAAUGCAAAGCGGAUAUCGGAACAACAUGCGCUAGCGACGGUGAUUGCAAUACUUCGACCAACGCGAAUAUAGUUUGUGACCUAACAUUGUCAGCGCCAGUAUGUAAAGUAGGUGCCGGAGGUGACUGUACAAACAACCAAAACGACUGUGUAUCCAACUCGGCCUGUAGCACGAACGUUUGUACCUGCACGACUACCACGCACUCAGCAGAUACAUCAACAAAAUACUGCAAGAAAGCACUCGGUCAAUCAUGCACAGCUACAUCUGAAUGUGAGAGCAACAUCGCGGGCACCGUGUGUGAUACGACCAUCGACUCCCCGGUCUGCAAACUAGGGGAUUCAGCUGAUUGCAGCAGUGUCUCAACGCACUGCAUGUCUCAUUCAAUUUGCAACAGCACGUGCGAUUGCGAUACUGGUUAUACUGCCGUUAACAACCUUUGCAUAGGAGAAAUUGGACAGGCCUGUACCGUCGCCGGCGGUUGCCCUUCAUAUGCCGAGUGCUCAACAAACUGUGCGUGUAUGAAUGGAUAUAUUGCAAAUGAUGGCAACACAACGUGCUUGGGAGACUUGGGUUCUACUUGCACGGCUACAGCUGAAUGUGAUGUAACGAAUACGGAUGUCGUUUGUGACACAGCUGGCAAAUGCAACUUAAAGGUGGGAGGAAUCUGCACCGGAAAUACAGACAAGUGCGUGGCAAAUGCUGCUUGUACCGGCACUACCAAUACUGUUUGUGAAUGCAGCUCCGGCUAUCUCGCAGAUGCAGCUACUCUUUGUCAACAGGAUGCCGGUGGAAGUUGCACCACCGAUGCCAACUGUGGUACAGGCCUUGUGUGUGACCUCACCCUUACAGAACCAAAAUGCAGGAAAACUCUAGCAAACUGCGGGAGUGACACUACCAACUGUGUCGGAAACAGCGGGUGUACAGGAACUACAUGUACCUGCUCCACGGGAUACACCAAGACAAUUUCUCUCUGUGUAGGAGGUAUUGAUAAGUCGUGUGAUACGCAUUCUGAUUGCGCCGCAACCCUCGUGUGUGAUAUGGCUGCAUCCACAAAGACAUGCAAAAAGGGUGAUGGUCAAGCCUGCACAGCCGACCAGUGCAUGACAAACGCAGAAUGUUCCACGUGUCCUUCCUGUGAAUGUUCCGCAGGUUAUUCGUAUGACAGUACCAGCGUUAUGUGCACUUCUAGUGAGGCUGGAACCGCAGUUCUUUCAUCUUUGAUGCUGGCGUUCUGCCUCCUUAUAUCUGUAGUCUAAGAAAAUGGACAGAAUGGCCCAACAUAGGAAGAAGAAGAGAACCCAAAAUCAUCUAGAAACCUUCUCAACACUUAAGUGAAAGACAUUAGUAGAAUCUAUUUAAGUAUCGUGUGAAAAUUAAUUAAUGUAUAAAAUUCACAAAAAGAUUCUGAUUAAGUGCAGGAACGUUAUGAUAUAUGACACAAAUAACAAAACACAUGUUAAGAUAACAUCAUAGAUAACUUAAGUUCAUCAACAUCUCAUAACAAAAAGUCAUUCUUCUUUAAACGAAUAUACGAACGUUUGUACAUAAUUGUGUGAUUUGUUUGCUCUGUGUUUUAUAACAUCACUGAUAUUUAAGCGGAAUAACGUAACGGUUUGAGGUUACAUUACACAUGGUGCUUUAAACAGUCCAAAUAUGGUCAUAUAUGAUCGGUAUAACUAUGCAAUUUGGAUUUAGAAAAGUGUAACAUGUGGUUUAUAUGAAAACUGUUAAUGUUUUGAAACUUGAAAGUCGGAUGGAUGUAUUAUAUAGAAAAUAAAGAAAUAGAAUAA